Scedosporium apiospermum is the source of this 1353-nucleotide messenger RNA. RefSeq lists its product as uncharacterized. Lineage: Eukaryota; Fungi; Ascomycota; Sordariomycetes; Microascales; Microascaceae. Bases 1 to 1353 code for a protein of 450 amino acids. The transcript has 4 exons. The record is from RefSeq and is a predicted model, not a curated record.
AUGAAUAGCUCGCCUGAUCCCGUGCCGUCGGAGGAGCUGCCCCGACCCUUGAGCAUUGUCAAGACAGGAAGCAUGAGGGAGCCCAGUGGUAAUUCGUACGACAGCGGGGUUGUGGAUUCCGCCAUGGCGGACUCGCCGCCCCUGACCAUGACGAAGCGGGUAGCUCAACCUAACCGUCCAUCUCGGUCUUCCGGAGGGUACGAUACGGACACGUUGACAUCCCUGGAUACGGAGAAGUGUGCACCGCAUGUUCUUGUGCCAAGAGUUCAUGUUACGCCCGAGGUUGAUGUAGUCAGCGAUAAGGAGACUUCAAUCUGGGUUGCAGUUGAGGUUGCGGCUCAGCUGUGUAGAUCUGAUGGAGGACCACCAGCCGUACCGCCUUGGAAUGGUUGGGGAGGCCAGUUGGGCUUUGUACGGCCAGUAUUGAGUCCCAUCUCAUACGGAUGCUUGUAUAACCUUGUUGUCGACGUGCUCCCGACCAACGGAACCACGGUUUUGAAUAUUAUCCAGGAUGAAUCAUUUCCCGUGGCAUUAAACUUAAACACAGCUACUCUACUCAUUAUCCAUGUUCGGCUGUCCCCCUCCCUGCCACUUGGCAGGCCACGCCCGAGAGCCUCAGCUCCCCCGCCACCAAGCUCAGAUCUUCUUUUCAAGGAUCUCGAGGCCCAACUCGGCACUUCCCCUCAGGAGUAUCUCCGACUCCGUAUCAGUUACUCUCAUUCAGCGUUCGCACCUUCUUGUUCUCAGACAGACCUGGCCUUGAGCACCCGGCUCGAAACUAUUGUCACUGCAUGGAUUCAGCGGAUGGAUACCGCCUCGGUGUGGGCUAGAGCCGGGUCACUGAAGGAUUACGGUGAUUGUGAAAGAAGACCUUCUCCCGUCAAGGGUGCUGCGGGAGUAAGUCUCCUCGUGGGAAUCAUCAUGAGGCACUGGGACUUGGACAAGGCGAGAAGGGCCGUUGAGAUGGUAAUACAGUCAAGGGACGAGCCAACCCCGCCACUCCAAGACAGGGAGAAGGAGAAGGGACAUGAGCGGGAGCGGGAGUGGACAUGUCGGGAUGGGCAACAUCCCGCGGUAUAUGCGGCAGCCAAGGGCGGGAGCGUCAGGACGAGCAAAAGGCCACUGAGCAGAACUGCCGAAGGUGGAGGCGGGGAAAAUGUACGCAUGGGAAACGCCAUGCCCUUUAGCGUUCCUACAAGACAGGCCAGUUUACGAAAGAAAUCAGGAACUGUUCAUCCAGAGGAUUCGGUGGCUGCUGCGGGGGAUGGUACCACUACCAAGGGCAAGGGUAACGGAGGGGUCGCUUCUCAAAUCAAGAGAGAUUUGGCGAGGUGGUCAUGGGCCUGGUGGUAG